GUCAUUUUCCUGCGACGUUGCGGAAGUAACACGCCUCCCGAGCCAAAAUGGAGCUGAGGCGAAGUGGAGCAAGAGAAGAAAGUGAUGUCGGUUGAACGACGGCGCUAGCGUUGGACGGACCCAAUAAAAAAAAACCGGUGGUCAUGGCGCAGAAAAGGGGCGCAUGCACAUGGAAGAGACACAUCUGCGAGCAACUGAAGCUUCGAGACCGAGUGCAGCAACACGGCUUUGAGGAGAUUAUUCACCAGUACAACCGUCUGCUGGAAAAGUCGGACCUGCAGGCUGUUCUUUCAGAGCGCUAUCAGGUUGACAAGUAUGAAGCCACACGAGGACAUGAAGCAACCGGCGGGGCAGACACCAGUCGCAGCGAUGCGCUACAGCAGGAAAUGGCAGAGAUGAGAAUACGCCACCAGGAGGAGCUGACGGAGCUGCACAAAAAACGCGGAGAGCUGGCCCAGACGGUGAUUGAGCUCAACAACCAGAUCCAACAGAAAGACAAAGAGAUCCAGAACAACGAGGCCAAGAUGCAGGAGUACCAGCAGCAGAUCGCCAACCUGGAGGGAGACUGUCGAGAUCUUAGGAACUGCUUGCAGGAUCUGGAACGAGCCAAUCAGACUCUGAAGGACGAGUAUGACGCACUGCAGAUCACCUUCAGCGCCCUGGAGGAGAAGCUGAGGAAAACCACAGAAGACAACCAAGAGCUGGUCUCCCGCUGGAUGGCUGAGAAGGCUCAAGAGGCAAACCGGCUUAACUCCGAAAACGAAAAGGACAGCAGACGCAGACAAGCCAAACUGCAGAAGGAGCUGGCUGAUGCCGCCAAAGAACCGCUACCGAUCGACCUGGAUGAUGACAUUGAAGUUCUUGCAGAAGAUUCUGGGAAGGGAGGUGGCGAGCCGGCACACAACCGAGCGCUUGGCAGAACCCCCAGUAAGAAAAUCUCCCAACCUCCCCCUGGUGGUCUGCUGGACUCCAUCUCCAACAUCUUCGGACGUCGAGGUGCAAACUCCUUGGGUACUUCUCCAGAAAACCCAGAAGCGCCAUUGGGGGCCUGCGCGGAGGUCCGAGUCCCGUCCACCGCACUGCACGUGUUUGAAGCUCACGACGGUGAGGUGAACGCCGUCAAGUUCAGCCCCGGCUCACGUCUCCUAGCAACAGGAGGGAUGGAUCGCAGGGUGAAGCUGUGGGAAGUGGUCUCGGGUCGCUGUGAGCCCAAAGGAGCUUUGACCGGCAGCAACGCUGGAAUCACCAGCAUUGAAUUUGACAGCGCAGGCUCGUACCUGUUGGCCGCCUCAAACGACUUUGCCAGCCGCAUCUGGACUUUGGAGGACUACAGAUUGAGGCACACCCUGACUGGACACAGUGGGAAGGUUCUGGCCGCUCGUUUCCUGUUGGACAACGCUCGCAUCGUCUCUGGAAGCUACGACCGCACACUCAAACUCUGGGACCUCCGCAGCAAAGUCUGCAUGAAGACGGUCUUCACCGGGUCCAGCUGUAACGACAUUGUGUGCACCGAGCAGUGCGUCAUGAGCGGACAUUUCGACAAGAAGGUCCGCUUCUGGGACAUCAGGGCAGAGAGCAUCGUGCAGGAGCUGGAGCUUCAGGGCAGAGUGACCUCUUUGGACCUGAACCACGACCGUAUGGACCUGCUGACGUGCUCCAGGGACGACCUGGUGAAGAUUGUGGACCUGCGCACCAAUGCUGUGAGACAGACAUUCAGCGCUCAGGGCUUCAAGUGCGGUGCGGACUGGACCCGAGUAACCUUCAGUCCUGAUGGGAACUAUGUGGCCGGAGGGUCUGCAGACGGAGCACUUUACAUCUGGAAUGUUCUCACAGGGAAGGUGGACAGAACCCUGGACCGCAACCACAACUCAGCCAUCAACUCUGUGUCAUGGUCGCCAUCAGGCGUGUACGUGAGCAGCGUGGAGAAAGGCAGCAAGGCCAUCUUGUGGUCCGACAUGUGACUGAAGGCCGUGGCGUGCUCAAAGUGGACCAAAACACUGCAGCUUUUCUCCCGCCUUCACGCCAGUGCCACGCGCCAGAUGUUUAUUUUUUCAUGUCUUGCUCGGAGCGCCGAAAGGCCGAGCGUGAACGGACGUCAGCGGUCGGCCUGCUGAGUCGGAGCGAUUUUGAGACUUAUCAGCUCAGCGCUCGCGUCGGGUCGGCACGUGCUUAGCGACCUGCGUGUACAUAAAGGUGACGCACAGUCGCUGUGAAGAACACUGUUCAGGCGCCACAUCCUGUAGGAAAAGACUGUGAAUGUCUGAAAUCUAAAUAUGUUGACUUUGUACACAAAGUGAAUAAACGUGUCAAGGAACCUCGCUAA
Nerophis lumbriciformis (worm pipefish) is the source of this 2323-nucleotide messenger RNA. RefSeq names its product ATG16 autophagy related 16-like 1 (S. cerevisiae) (gene atg16l1). The record is from RefSeq and is a predicted model, not a curated record. Lineage: Eukaryota; Metazoa; Chordata; Actinopteri; Syngnathiformes; Syngnathidae. Gene Ontology annotation, cellular component: autophagosome membrane; phagophore assembly site membrane; Atg12-Atg5-Atg16 complex. Gene Ontology annotation, biological process: autophagosome assembly. Gene Ontology annotation, molecular function: protein-membrane adaptor activity; protein binding.